AUGAAAUUCGGAGAAGAGUUGAUUUCAAAAAUUUUUGAGCCUUGGAGAGUAUCCUACAUUGACUACAAUCGUCUAAAGGUAGAAUUCAAGAGCCGGCAACAGGAUCAUCAAUGGACGUACAACGACGAAAUUGAAUUCAGAGCAUUGCUUCAGUGCGAAUUGGACAAAGUUUAUGGAUUUGUAUCUCUACGUAUCCACGAUUUAAAGCGGCGAAUUGAAGUUUGCGAACGUUCUCUGGACAGCCUGAACCAUAACAGUGACAGUAGCCCAUACGGUCGCAUAGAUGACGAGCUCACAGAGAUAUUGCUGGAUGUGAACGACAUUAGCCGAUUCACCCAACUUAACUGGACAGGAUUUCGCAAGAUCCUCAAAAAGCACGACCGUUGGACUGGCAUCGACAUGACCAAUUCCUUUAUCACAAGCUUGCAGGAGAAGCCUCUCGACAACCAGAGAUUCGAUGCUCUCUUUGUGAGUGUAUCUCGCCUUCAUGACCUCUGUCGCCUACGCGGAAAAGCUCGAGGCGGAAAUUCGGCAGCAGGAGAAGACCAGACAGCAUUCGAGAGAGCAACUGCCAAGUACUGGAUUCACCCCGAUAAUAUUUCCGAAGUCAAAGCUGUCAUCCUUCUACAUUUGCCUGUUUUGAUCUUUGAUCAGAACAAACCUUACGAAGAGGCCGACUCCGCUGUGUCAUCCGUCUACUUUGACAAUAAUGAGUUUGACUUAUACUCUGAGAGACUCCAGCGUCUUGAUGCUGCAGAAGCUAUCCGGUUCCGCUGGUAUGGAAACGAGCAAGCAAAGGGUAUCUACAUUGAACGCAAGACUCACCACGCUCCUUGGAUGAAUGGCCACUCUGUUAAGGAUCGGUUCAGAUUGAAGGAGCCUCAAGUCAACGAAUUUAUGCAAGGCACUUACACCGCCGACAUGCUGGCUGAUGACCAUCGACGUAAGGGAAAACUUGAUGAGGUGGCCAUUGAGAAUCACCACUUCAUUGCAUCCGGUAUACAGCAAUCCAUUCGAGACAGGAGACUACGCCCUAUGUGCAGAGUCUUCUACAACCGUACGGCUUUCCAGUUACCCGGAGAUCAAAAGUUAAGGCUGAGCUUGGAUUGCAACAUGACUUUUAUUAGGGAAGAUCAUUUGGACGGUGAGCAACGUAGAAAAAAUGACAACUGGAGAAGAACCGAUGUUGGCAUCGACUUCCCUUUCCGAAGAGUACCAGAAAAGGAUGUCUUUCGGUUCCCCUAUGCUGUCUUGGAGACCAAGUUGCAAACUCACCUUGGACAAGAAACGCCAGAAUGGCUCAAUCGAUUGUUAAGCAGCCACUUGGUCCAUGAAGUUCCAAACUUUUCAAAGUACUUGCACGGUGCCGCUGUGCUUUACAACAAUCUAACUCCUGUACUUCCAUGGUGGCUAUCAGAAAUGGAUGUUGAUAUCCGUAAGCAACCAACCAUAUCUUGUGGACUCUCUCGCUCCAAAAGUCUCAGGCCAUUGGUCAAUGGAAGACGCCGUGCUUCACUCGAAAAGGAUUAUCUUACUGCUGUGGCCGCGUCGGCUGCUGCCGCUGCUACAACAGCUGCUUCUACCAUUGCCAAGAGUACGCAUGCAUCUCCUUCUGUCAGGAUCGACCUUACCGGCUCUGAAUCGGACGACCAGCUAAGCGGAGAAACUUAUGGAGGCUAUGGUGCAAAAGAAAAAGACACAAAGUCAAGGGCGGCAUAUGUCGUGAAUAGAUUUGUACAUAAGAUUGCUAGCCAGAAGAGGCAUUUCCGAAACACUUGGCAAUUAAGGAAGAAAAAUCAAGAUGUCGAAAGCAGACCUAUCCGGCCUGUCAUACCCAUGAAGAAGAUAGAGCCUAAAGCGUUCUUCGCCAAUGAAAGAACUUUUAUAUCCUGGCUACAGUUCUGUGCCUUGCUCCUGACGGUGGCACUCAACUUGCUUAACUAUGGUGAUCACAUCUCAAGAACGGUUGGAGCUAUCUUUUUGGUUAUUUCAGCAGUUUUAGCCAUAUAUGCUCAAAUACGAUUCCAGUACAGAGCUUGGCAACUAAGAAACCAUAAUUCUGCACGCUACGACGAUGUUUGGGGCCCUCUAGCUCUUUGCAUUCUUUUGGUUGCUGCUCUCAUCAUCAAUUUUUAUUUGCGAUUCUCUCAAGACUCAGCCCCCAGUCAUCCUAUUAAUCAAGCCUAGGGUCCAAAGCCCCACGGAUCGCCCUUGACAAAUUUUCUAGCUCUAAUUGCUGAUAGGCACUUUCUUUUUUCGUACAGUCAAGUUAUUACUUGGGUAUGACUGAUUUUCCGUUCUUUCACACUGUUUAUUUUUCAGCAGAUUCAGCUGUUUUGCACAUCCUAUUGACACACAAACAAAAUACGCAUAAAUGACGUUCAUCAGUUUGAAAUGA
Umbelopsis ramanniana AG is the source of this 2398-nucleotide messenger RNA. RefSeq lists its product as uncharacterized. The transcript is spliced from 2 exons. NCBI's taxonomy places the organism in Eukaryota, Fungi, Mucoromycota, Umbelopsidomycetes, Umbelopsidales, Umbelopsidaceae. Bases 1 to 2187 code for a protein of 728 amino acids. The record is from RefSeq and is a predicted model, not a curated record.